Molecule: messenger RNA, 1302 nt
Organism: Sphaeramia orbicularis (orbiculate cardinalfish)
Lineage: Eukaryota; Metazoa; Chordata; Actinopteri; Kurtiformes; Apogonidae
Gene: bmp15
Product: bone morphogenetic protein 15
Exons: 2
Coding region: 163-1302 (379 amino acids)
Cellular component (GO): extracellular region
Molecular function (GO): cytokine activity; growth factor activity
Source: RefSeq, a predicted model, not a curated record
UGUUUGGUCUUCCUUUCAUGCUCCCGUAUCGGAGUUGUGGAAACGUCGUCUCAUCGCCCCACGUUAAAGCGCAGCCGUCGGAGUCACCAGAGCUCCCAGCACAAAGGCGCGCACCACCGGCCGCUAACGGACGAGCAGAAAGCGGACCAGAACCUGCAGUUUAUGCUGAGCCUGUACCGGAGCGCAGCCGACCCGGACGGCAGGCCCAAACAACACCGGAAGUUCGGUUCCAACACGGUCCGACUGCUCAAACCGUCAUCGUCGUCGGUGCAUUACCGGCCAGCGUUAAGAGAUCAUCACUACACUUUCACCGUCCAGUACAACCUGGACACUCUCCCCUCAGAGCAGCUAGUCAGAGCGUCGUUCAUCCACCUCCGCUCCUCUACGUCUGCCGCCUCCUCUUCUCCAACAUCAGGCACCCCUCAUACCUUGGAGUCAGUCCGCUGCAGGGCUCAGAUCACCUCACUGGGCAAAGAGAGUCUGGUCACCCUGGAGCCCCAUGAGCGGUGGACAGAGACGGACAUCACUGCACACGUCAGCGGGCACGUCCUGCGGGGAAGGAGCCAAAGCGCUGUUGGACAUUUGACCCUCACAGCCCAGUACCGGUGCACCGAGCCUGGAAGCACUGCGGAGGACAGCGGCCUCCCAAAAUGGUGGGUACCUUUUGGUAGAAAUAGACGGAGAGACCAGCCCCACCUCGAAGUCCCGUCUCUUCUUCUGUACCUGGAAGAGGACCGGGAAGUAAAUGACUGGAUGGGGGAGCUGCUUAGAACUGAAGGGGAGAACAUGGUGAGGCAAAUAGGUCAGUGGUACCCUGCUGUCAAACGCCACAGACGCUCCAAAGACACGCCGCCGUCACAGGACAAAGAUCUUUCACUGGAUGCUCUGAAAAAAGUCCCCACUUCCUCCUCAUCCUCUUUUUCCACCUCCCCCUCUGCCUCUAUUAUCUCAGAUAUCCCCAAUUACAAACGCAAAACAGGCGUGCCCAAGAACCGAUGCAAGCUGCACUCCUUCCGCCUCUCCUUCAGUGAGCUCGGCUGGGGUCACUACUUCAUCGCUCCGCCGGUGUACAACCCCCGGUUCUGUCAGGGUGACUGCCCCAGGGUGCUCCAGUACGGUUACAACUCCCCCAAUCAUGCAAUCAUUCAGACGGUCAUCAAUGACCUCGGCAUCGGGGAUGUCCCCCCUCCAUCCUGCGUGCCCUAUAAAUACAUGCCUAUGAGCGUACUGGUGGUGCACAAGAAGAAGGUGGAGUACAGAGAGUUGGAGGACAUGGUGGCUGAGUCCUGCACAUGUCGAUAA